CGGGGCCCCUGACUUAACUGCGUUCUCAUUCUGCCAACCAUUUCAAUAGCAAAACCACUUCAUCUAAGCUUUCUGCAGUUUGAAUACUCCCCAAACAACAAGCAGACCCAAAUGGAGUCCCACCUCCAGGGAUGGUGUUCUGCUGCAACAUUUUGGCUUCUUCAGUGCAUCACUGCCAUAUCUCUUGCCGCUUCCUUGGUGUCCAGUGCACAAAGGACUAACGGGAAUGAGACCGACUGGCUUGCUCUGUUGGAAUUCAAGGCCAACAUCAUCGACCCACUCGGGGUCUUGAGCUCAUGGAACUCUACCCACCAUUUCUGUCAGUGGCACGGAGUUACUUGUUGGCGAAGGCACCAAAGAGUCACUGUCCUAAACUUGCAAUCCCAAAUGCUGUUGGGGACUUUAUCCCCGCACAUUGGGAAUCUGAGCUUUUUAAGGGUACUCAAUCUCCAAAACAAUAGUUUCCGUUCGAGGAUUCCCCCUGAAGUUGGUCACCUGUCAAGGUUGCAGUUUUUGAGCCUCAACAACAACUCACUCAAUGGACCGAUUCCUCCAAGCCUGGUAAUUUGCUCCAAUCUCGUCGGCAUCAAUCUCCAUUCCAACAUGCUUGAAGGGAACUUACCCUCUGAUCUUGGCUUCUUGUCCAAGCUCACAUGGCUUUCAUUGGAUUUCAAUGAUUUGAGUGGAACUAUCCCACUUUCAGUUGGAAACUUGUCAUCCAUGGAGGCUAUUCGGAUGCAAUUUAAUAACUUUGAGGGUAAGAUUCCAGAUACGCUGAGCAACCUGAGAAACUUGAAGGUUCUUGAUCUUACGAAGAACAAUUUAGUUGGCAACUUUCCUUCAUCGAUCACCAACAUUUCUUCCCUGGAAUAUCUUGAUUUGGGUGAUAACCAAUUAGUGGGUAUCUUACCAUGGGACUUGGGCAUCAUUCUUCCAAAGCUCAAAUUUCUAUCAGUAGGCUAUAACCGGUUGACUGGAUCUAUCCCAAAAUCACUAUCCAAUGUGUCCAGUCUAAGUAGCUUCCAAGUUGUACGAAAUAAUUUCACUGGACAGGUUCCUUCUUUUGGGAAGAUGAGUGACCUGCUUAGGUUUUCCAUUGGUCAAAAUAAUCUGGGAAGUGGGCAAGCUAAUGACCUCAACUUCCUCUGCCCAUUGACAAAUUCCACAAAUCUCUAUUUGUUGGGUAUAAGGCAGAACAAUUUCGGUGGGUCAAUGCCCGAAUGCACUGUUAACCUGUCAAUCACUCUUGCAAGGUUCUGGUUAGAUGGCAAUGUUUUAUCAGGCGGCUUGCUGAGUAGUAUUGGGAAUCUAAAAAAUCUGGAGGUUUUGUCAUUAUCAAGCAAUAGUAUUUCAGGUAUCAUUCCUCACGAAAUUGGAAAUCUCAACAAGAUGAAGGAAUUGUAUCUUGAUUCUUGUGAGUUCACUGGACAAAUUCCACAUACCCUCGGGAAUUUGACAAUGAUGACUCACCUCUAUUUACAGAGAAAUAGUCUCCAGGGCAUCAUACCUUUCUCUCUAAGCAAGUGCCAGAACCUGUUGUUAUUAGAUCUUGCAGAUAACAAACUCACAGGUGCCAUACCCGCUGAGAUUGUUAGUCUCUCAUCUCUAUCAAUAUAUGCAGACUUCUCAAAAAACAAUUUGUCUGGAGAGCUUCCCAUGGAAAUCGGGAAUCUGAAAAAUCUCGGUGCUUUACGUCUGUAUGGGAAUAAGUUAUCGGGAGAAAUUCCAAGUACUCUGGGUAGCUGUAUGUCGUUGGAGGUUUUGUACAUGCAGGAAAAUAUUUUUACCAGUCUCAUCCCUUCAACUCUGAGUUCCUUGAAAGGAAUUCAAGAAUUGAACCUCUCCCACAACAGGCUGUCGGGCCAAAUUCCCAAGUUCUUUAAGGACCUCAAUCUUUCAAGUUUAGAUUUGUCUUUCAAUAAUUUUGAGGGCAAUCUGCCAAUGGAAGGAGUUUUUGCAAAUACCAGUGCAACGUCGGUUCUGGGAAAUGUAAAGCUUUGUGGGGGUCUACCAGAAUAUCAGCUGCCUAAAUGUAAGCCAAGCAGAUCAACCCAUGGCAGAUUGAGAGAUGUCUCUAUCUAUACGGUGCCAGCGAUUUUGGCAAUAGCUUUUGUGCUCUCAUUACUAUAUGCUCUCUGGUGUAGGAAAGAGAGGAGAACAGUUGGCUCUGGCUAUUCGUUUGACGGGCUUCUGAAGGUCUCUUAUCAAGACCUGCUGAAUGCUACUGACCAGUUCUCCUCUGCCAAUCUAAUUGGAACCGGUAGCUUUGGAUCUGUUUUUAAAGGGGUUCUUGGUCUGUAUCAGACAACCAUUGCAGUGAAAGUGUUUAAUCUCACCCACCAAGGAGCAUCGAAGAGCUUCAUUGUAGAGUGUGAGGCCCAAAGAAACAUCAGGCAUCGAAAUCUUGUGAAGGUACUCACUGCUUGUUCAGGGCUCGAUUACAAAGGCAAUGAUUUCAAGGCCUUGGUAAAUGAAUUCAUGGAAAAUGGGAGCCUAGACCAGUGGCUACACCCAGAAAUUGAGACCGGUAGAGAGUGGGAAGAUGCGCCGAGGAUAUUAAGUCUUCUCCAGAGAGUGAACAUCACCAUUGAUGUUGCUUGUGCUAUAGAUUAUCUCCAUCAUCAGUGUGAAACAACAGUAGUCCACUGCGAUUUGAAGCCAAACAAUAUUCUCCUUGAUAGAGAGAUGAAUGGCCGAGUAGGCGAUUUCGGGUUGGUUCGGUUCCUGCCAAAAGCCACCAGGGAGUUCAUUUCUAAUCAAACUAACUCCUUUGGAGUUGGAGGUUCUCUUGGCUAUAUUGCGCCAGAGUAUGGAGCGGGUGCUGAGGUGUCAACUGAUGGAGAUGUGUACAGCUACGGUAUCCUCAUAUUGGAGAUGUUCACAGGGAAGAGGCCCACCGAUGACAUGCUCAGUGAUGGGUUGAACCUGCAUUCCUUUGCUAAGGCAGCUAUCCCGGAGCGAGUUCUGCAGAUUAUUGACCCUGUGCUGCUCCUGGACGAGGACAACAAUCAGGAUAUCUCGAGAACCUGGAUGAGCCACGAUGAGUUCCUUCGCGGAUGUCUGGUCUCGAUCUUGGAAAUAGGGAUCAUUUGUUCCUCUGAAGCGCCAAGAGACAGGAUGAGAAUGAGCAAAGUCGUUGCUGUGCUGCAGGCAAUCAGGGAGAUGCUUCUUGGAAGCCGAGGAAACUGAAGGCGGUUGAGAUGAGGAAAACAAUGGUAUGCUGUUCUAUGUUAAACUGUACUGUUAGUUUUAGGUUGCUUGACCAACGUCUUUGGUCAGGAGUGGUCUUUCUGCAUUCUGCAAGUUAUCGUAAAUUUGUUAAAUGUAUAUCUAUGAACUCCUUGUUCUGAAAUUACAUGCUCCAGUUCUCUAA
Messenger RNA from Punica granatum (pomegranate), 3373 nucleotides. The record is from RefSeq and is a predicted model, not a curated record. Lineage: Eukaryota; Viridiplantae; Streptophyta; Magnoliopsida; Myrtales; Lythraceae.